UGCAGUGAGACAUAUCUUAUUGUUUGGUCUCCCUACUGGAAUGUCCACAUCACAGACCGCUGUGUGAGAGCUGAGAGACAGAGAGAGUACGGCAACAUAAUGAGCUUCAAUCACUGAGGCUGCCACCGGACAGACCUAUGGAACAGACUGAAGUUGCUCAUUGACCAGGAAAAGGCUUAUCAGGAAAGGAAAGAGGAGGAGAACAACAAGAAGGUCACCAGCCUAAAGGAAGAGCUGACCAAGCUGAAGUCGUUUGCGUUGAUGGUCGUGGACGAGCAGCAGCGCCUCACAGAGCAAUUGACCCAACAGACUGCUAAGGUCCAAGAACUGACCGCGAGCGCCUCCCACACCCAGGAAGAGCUGAGCUCUGCUAGUGCAAAGGUGCAAGAGGGGGAGGAGAAAGUUUUUCGCUUGGAGACAGAGCUAGGCGACCAAGCCAGUCGCUUUCACCAGGAACAGGAGACCAUGACAGCCAAACUGACCAGCGAGGAUGCCCAGAACCGGCAGCUCAAGCAGAAACUAUCCACACUCAGCCGGCAGCUGGAUGAACUGGAGGAGACCAACAAGACCCUCCGGAGGGCCGAGGACGAGCUCCAGGAGCUGAGGGACAAGAUCAGCCGCGGGGAAUGUGGCAACUCCAGCCUCAUGGAUGAGGUGGAGGAGUUACGGAAAAGGGUUCUGGAGAUGGAGGGGAAGGACGAGGAGUUGGUCCGAAUGGAGGACCAGUGCAGGGACCUCAACAAGAAGCUGGAGAAGGAAGCCAGCCAAAGCCGUAGCCUGAAGGCUGAUGUGGACAAGCUGAACCACAGGAUCAUGGAGCUGGAGAAACUAGAGGAUGCGUUCGGCAAGAGCAAACAGGAGUGCAACGCGCUAAAGUGCAAUCUGGACAAAGAGAGGACAGUGUCAAAGGUUCUGUCCAGAGAGAUGGACAUCCUGAAAGCGAGGGUCAAAGAACUGGAGGUCGUGGAGGGUCAGCUGGAGAAGACAGAGCUUACACUAAAGGAAGACCUCACCAAGCUGAAGACGCUGACGGUCAUGCUGGUGGAUGAAAGGAAGACCAUGGCUGAGAAACUGAAAGCGAUGGAGGACAAGGUCCAUAACAGCACUGGCAAACUGCAAGCUGAGCAGGACAAAGUCACAACAGUAACAGAGAAGCUUAUCGAGGAGAGCAAGAAAGCCCUAAGGUCGAAUGCUGAGCUUGAGGAGAAAAUGUGUGGCGCCACCAAGGACAGGGAUGAACUCAAGGCCAAGCUCCAAGCCGAGGAGGAAAAGAGCAAUGACCUGCAGUCCAAAGUUACCAUGAUGAAGAAGAGGUUGCAGUCACUGGAAGCUGCAGAGAGGGAAUUCCUGAGGAACAAAGCCAAAGAGGAAAACAUCAAGGCGCCCAUCGCCAACCGCUCCCAACAAGAGGACUACAAAGUCAAAGACCUUACACAGGAAGUUGAGCGCCUGAGGCGAAAACUUAAAGAUAUGAAGGUUGUCGAAGACGACUUGUUGAAGACUGAGGAUGAGUUUGAGUCAAUGGAGAAGAGAUACUCCAGGGAACAAGAGCGAGCAACGGCCUUGAUGGAGGAGUUGGAAAUAUCCAGGAACGAGCUCUUAAAGUACCAACUGGCAGAGAAGCAAGAGUCUAACCAGGAGCACAUCCUCUACAAGCGUCUGAAAGAGGAAGAGGCCAAGUCCAGUCAUCUGACCCGAGAGGUGGCAGCCCUAAAAGAGAAGAUCCAUGAAUAUAUGGGCACAGAGGAAAACAUCUGUCGCAUGAAAAACGACCACUCCACCUUGCAAAGAAAACUGACUCUGCAAGAGGUGAAAAAUAAAGAACUGGCCAGAGAGAUGGAGACCCUCAAUCGGGAGCUGGAGCGAUACCGUCGCUUCAGCAAAAGUCUCCGCCCAGGCAUGAACGGCAGACGUUUCUCAGACUUACAGGUGUGCACCAAGGAGGUACAGACAGAUCCAGCAGACCACCUUCGACCCAACUACAAGAGCAUCGCCCCACUGGAGCGGGCCGUGGUGAACGGAAAACUGUACGAAGAGAGUGACUCUGAGGACGAUCCAAACUACAACAAUGAGCUGCCCCUCGCCCAAUGUAACCCCUCCCUCUUCAACAAUGUCAACAACCUCAACAACAACAUCAGGAGAGUCCCCUUUCUCAAAACCAAAGAAAGCCACAACCCAGUCAAUGGGAAAGUGCAGGUUCCCAGACAGAAUGGGAACCAUGUGCAGCAAGGAGACGUGUUUCUGACACACAGCCCCGGGCAACCACUGCACAUCAAGGUAACCCCAGACCACGGGCAUAACAUGGCCAUGCUAGAAAUCACCAGCCCCACCGCAGAAAACACCCAGUCAUACACAAGCACUGCAGUCAUCCCCACAAGCGGAGGUCCACCCAAACAAAGAAUCACCAUAAUUCAGAACGCAUCCAUCUCCCCGACUACCAGAAACAAAGGUCAAAGGUCCCCCUCGUCAGAUGGUUCCCCCUGCACUCCUGAUCGAGCCAUAUCUCCCUUCACCAUGGCCACCUACUCUAGAGCGAUGACCCCAGACUCCUCUGGGUCGGUCACUCCAGACAGGGCUAUGUCACCCAUCCAGAUCGUGUCGGUCACAACAGGCACUCCUGACCGGUCCCUGUCCACGGAGCCAGUAGAGGUCAUGGGAGGUCAUGCAGUCUUCAGGGUGACACCAGAGAGGCAGAGCAGCUGGCAGGUUCAGAGGUCCAACAGCUCCGGCCCCAACGUCAUCACCACAGAGGACAACAAAAUCCACAUUCACUUAGGGAGCCCCUUUAUUCAGAGCUUAAACACUACACCCCAGCCUGUGAGCCCAUGCUACUCACCUGGGCAGGAGCAGAGAACUCCUGUGUUAUCCAAUGGUACCCCUGUCAAAGGCAACAGCAAAAUCACAAGUAGCAUCACUAUAAAGCCAACAUCCACCCCAAACAAAAGGCCUUCACAAAUUACAGUAAGUAAUGCCUAUGAUUGACUGAUUCCCCAUCCCAAGAGACCUCACCCCAUUAGUAAACCCUAGUUUGUCCACCACCCAUUACCACCACCUAUCCCAACCUCCUCAAUCCCUAGUCAUCCGAUCUUGAUCCAUCCACCUCCAUUUUUCUGUAUGAAGAGAGGCCGACCUAACCACUUCUCUGUUUGUGUUUGGGGUUUGUUUGUUUGGUUCUGUUUGGAAAGAUGUUUGCAUGCAUGAAUUGUCAUUCAAAUACAAAACAAAACAAUAACCCUUUGAAGGCACUUGUAGUAAGAAACUUUUACUGAACACCGGGGUAACUUUACUGUAUAUGCUAUUUGGUAAAUAUACCAUGUACUAAGACUAUUCACUGAUGGACCGUUUCAAUUGUGUUUAAACUUCAUAUUACACAACUUGCAUUAUGUUUAAGCUGAUUUAUUUUCUAAAUAUUAAAGUGAGCAAAAGUUA
Molecule: messenger RNA, 3429 nt
Organism: Salvelinus namaycush (lake trout)
Lineage: Eukaryota; Metazoa; Chordata; Actinopteri; Salmoniformes; Salmonidae
Product: filamin A-interacting protein 1-like
Exons: 2
Coding region: 262-2982 (906 amino acids)
Source: RefSeq, a predicted model, not a curated record